AUGACCUGCACCCAGCACUACACCGCGGCCGAGUUUCCCUCCGAAGCCGGCAAGGAAAUCACCACUGUCUAUGCCAAUGAUCCGGCUACAGAUGCCGCCUUGUUAGAGUCCAUCCUCGACAGGGACGGCGCCGUAAUCGUCAAGAAUCUGGUCCCCCAGUCUCUCUGCGCGCAGAUCAAGACCGAUCUCAAGCCCAUCUUCGACGCGGACAAGCCGGAUCCAGCUGGCUUCUUUCCCAGCACGACGAAGCGCGCUCAUGGCAUCCUGGCCAAGUCACCUGCGAGUGCCAAGCUCGUGGUGAACCCGCUCUUUCAGUCCGUCGCCGAGCGCAUGUUGACCAGCAGGUACACCUACUGGGAGGGCCAAGAGAAGAAGACCGUGUCAGCGAAGCCGCAGAUCGCAAGCAUUGUGGGCUUCCGCGUCGAACCCGGGGGCAAGCAGCAGCCUCUCCACAGGGACGAUUCGGAUUACCACACUCGAAACUGCGACAUGCCCGUCAUGCUGGGCUGCGUUACGGCAUUGUCCAAGACGACAAAGGAAAACGGCGCGACAGUCAUCAUUCCAAAAAGCCACUUAUGGGGCCCGGAUAGGUGCCCUCUCAACGAAGAGACCAUUUCGGCGGAGCUCGAGGUCGGAGACGCUGCCAUAUUCGUCGGCAACGUAUAUCAUGCGGGGGGCGCAAACGUCACGAGGGACGACGCACGCGAGACACUUGGCGUCUUCAUGUGCAAGGGAACACUAAGACAAGAAGAGAAUCAGUAUUUGGAACUGCCGCCAGAGCUAGCAAAGGAUCGGGGCUUCUCACCGCAGCUGCUGCGUUUGCUCGGAUAUGGGCUCUGCCCACCAGCGCUGGGCUUGUAUCGGUAUAAGGACCCAAUGGAGGAGAUCUUCAACGUCUUAGACGAGGAGACAAUCCGCAGAUAG
Molecule: messenger RNA, 924 nt
Organism: Trichoderma reesei QM6a
Lineage: Eukaryota; Fungi; Ascomycota; Sordariomycetes; Hypocreales; Hypocreaceae
Exons: 3
Coding region: 1-924 (307 amino acids)
Source: RefSeq, a predicted model, not a curated record